Molecule: messenger RNA, 7023 nt
Organism: Zeugodacus cucurbitae (melon fly)
Lineage: Eukaryota; Metazoa; Arthropoda; Insecta; Diptera; Tephritidae
Gene: Eip75B
Product: ecdysone-inducible protein E75
Exons: 5
Coding region: 2066-6157 (1363 amino acids)
Biological process (GO): cell differentiation; negative regulation of transcription by RNA polymerase II; hormone-mediated signaling pathway
Molecular function (GO): nuclear receptor activity; RNA polymerase II cis-regulatory region sequence-specific DNA binding; zinc ion binding
Source: RefSeq, a predicted model, not a curated record
AAAAACAAGUAAUUAAAUCAGUAUUUCAAAGGACUAAUGUCCUACUUUCUCUGAAAGCUAUACAAUUAAUCAUAUCAAAUUAAAUAAUACUUUUUUUGAAUAGUAAAUAUUGUAAUAAACAAACUCUACUUGUAGUACAACAUAACUAACUUAACAGGCGGCACUGCAAAUACGAAGAGAGGAAAGAGUACAAUGAACGAACCUGCAUCAACAUUUUACACAAUUGGCAUGUUGUAAAGCAUUUUCUUUGUAUAAAAUACUCUUUUCAAAAUAACUCCACGAGAGUACGUUGUACUUUUGUUUGAGAUGGAAUACGUAAAUAUGCAUACAUAUGUAUGUACGUACGUCUGUGCAUAUACACGCACAUCGUUUGUAUAGUUUGGUGGCUUUGAACUUCAGAGAUAGUUUAUUUAUAUAUACUAUACGCAUAUGUAUGUAUAUAGUGAAUUAACAAAUAGGUAUUUAUUCUUUUUCAUAUGUUCCUGGAGAGUAAAUAUGCUAAUAUGCAGUUCUGGAUAGAGAAGAUAAUUAUUUAUAAAAUUAUGUAAACGCGCAGUUCAGUAAAAAAUUUAAAAGGAGAAGAAAAUUUGUUGAGAACUUACCAGAGAGAUGCCAAGCAAUUUUGAAGUAGUAGAGAUGUUGGAUACAACAAUGUAAUUCGUUAAUAUUAAUUUUCUUUUUCUAUUAUCCCAGCAAAAUAUUUUCUUACUCUAAGAGCUUGGUUUUUGUAAUGUUCCAUCUAAUAUAUGCAAAUUCAUACCUACAUAUGUAUGUAUGUAUACUCACCAACAAAUAUAAUUUUGUUUCCAAUGCAUUAUACGGUGUCAUCCAUCUACUAUAUUUAAGGAUAUACUCAUUUAUUUUGUAUUUUUUUGGGAAGAGUGAGUAAAACCAAAUAAAUAAUUUAUUUCCAACAUGAACAUAAACUUAUCGUAAAAUUUAGACGCUUACAAAUACACAUACAUAUAUGUAGAUAAAUUGCAAAAGCUUGAACAAUAUACAUACAUAUUUAUUAAAAUACAAAAUACGAAUGAUCAUUUAUGAGAAAAAUUUCAAAAAUGUUUAGCAAUAUGGAAAUCUCUCAUCCUCGAAGUAUACGUUGUAUGUAUACUACAAAUGACACGAGACAAAAUACUCAUAUAUCCUUUAUUCUGCAUCGAGUGAGACUUUUAUUCACACAUUGUUGCCUAUGAAUAGUAGUUAUUGAUGUACAUACAUAUGCACAUAGGUUUGUAUCGUGUACGUAUAUGUAAAUAUAUAAAAAUAAACAUUUGAAACACGUACACAUUAAUGAGAAUAAGUAUGUAUGUGUUCACUCUCUCACUAUUGCUUCUCUCUGUACUCCGCAGAAGUGCGAAGAUCACUCGCUGAAUGGCUAAAUUGGAAAAUACAUAUAAAUAUCAGUCUAUGCUUUGUGUUUAAGUUGUUUAAGUUAAUAACCUCAGUCUUCCCCCGUACAAGUCAUAGGCUUCCGACAUUAUUAUCUUUCUGCAUAUAACCGCUUAAGCAAAAUAAAUAAUACGAGACGGAUAUUUCAAGAGCACACAAGAGUAUAUCAGGGUCGCUUUUUACGCUCACAAAUAUAAGCGCACUCUACAUGAAUAGGCAUAUAAUCAUCAGGGUCGCCACUUUUAACUCUGCUCCAACAUUACUCUACGGUGAUGCCAACUAAAAGCAAUUCGAACCCAACCGUGGCGAACAAGAUCCAACAUCAGCACUGCUUUUCCUUUCAUUGACAUACAGCGCUUCAUGAUGAACGGGUCGUGGAUUAAGUGCGGUCGUGUUGUGGUGUUAUUUUAAACGCGCUAUUUUUGAAAUCUCAACAUAAUUGCCGUUUGUGUUUGACUGAUUUGCUUUUUGUGGUAGAAUAAUAAAAUAUAUAAAAUAUAAAAAAAAAAUGUCGUUAUUCUAUAAAUAGUGUGACCCGACCCAAAUAAAGUGUUACUAUCCAGACAAAUUAUGUAGUUUCACCUAAAAUUUGGUAAAGUAAUUUUUAAAUUGUGAGAAUUUCAAGUUAAAAGAAGUAGAAUCUACAAAAACGAAACUGUGUUUAACGUAAUACAUAAUGAAAAUGGUUAUGUCAGCUGACAGUUCUGACUGUCAUAUUAGUGGUGAAAGUGCAAGUGCGCGUUUAUUGUUAUCCCCAUCGUCAUCUUUUGGAGAUAAAAGCGAAUGUCAACUAAUGUUCAAUACUGAAAGUGAAUAUGAACGAUCAUCAGUUGUUCCAUUGUCGCUUGUUGGAAAUUCACAGACAAACUCAAAAAAUCAAUCACAGUACCAUUCGUUCACACAAAAUGAAAUUCUAUCCACAGUACCACAAACUUCUCCAGCAUCUUGUUCUACUCUGACUUCUCAAAUUUUAGUUGGGCGGUCACAUUUAGAAAAUGCUUUGAACCUACCACUGAACACAAGUGCAUCAACUUAUUAUCAGCAAAGAAAAGUGUCACCUAACUCUUCUACUGAUGUUUCUUGGGGAAGUUCUCUUACAGAGCAUCCUAACAACCCCAUUAUUAACAAUUUGGAUGGAAAACCGCCGUUUUCUACGAAAGUUUCGUGUAUUAGAUCAUAUUCAUCACGCAUUCCUGCCAGCAAAAAUGUACUAAUUACUCCAUUAAAUAAUGGAAUGAUUUCGACUACUCAGUGUCCUUCGACUAUACCAACCACAGACUUGGAUAAUGGACGUUUCUCUCCACUAUUUUGCACCUCGUCACAUCCAUCAUCUUCUCCCUCAAGUGUUUGCCAAGAUCCUCACAAUAAUGUUGUAUAUAUAAAUAAAACAACUUGCAACAUUAAUAAGAACACAGUGGUGGUUCAAAGUUUACAUGAUAAUCAGCGAAGUAGCAUUCAUGAUUCGUGUAUUCCGCCAAAUAAUGUAAACUUUAAUAAUUUUGUUGCAAGUGUAACUGAUCUGACAAGUUCCAAUGUACAUGUUGACAAUUACACACAAAACUCUUCAUAUCGAAAUCGUAAUGAAGAUGUAUAUCAGCAUAAUAUAUCUGGUACUAACAAUGCCAGUGUUGCACCAUCAGAUUCUCGUCCGCAGACCCCAGAAUACAUAAAAUCUUACCCUGUGAUGGAUACAACGGUAGCAAGUUCGGCGAAAGGAGAACCGGAGUUGAAUAUCGAAUUUGAUGGCACAACAGUACUAUGUCGCGUCUGUGGAGAUAAAGCGUCUGGUUUUCAUUACGGUGUUCAUUCCUGUGAAGGUUGUAAGGGUUUUUUUCGGCGGUCUAUUCAGCAAAAAAUUCAGUACCGUCCGUGUACUAAAAAUCAGCAAUGUAGCAUUUUAAGAAUUAACCGUAAUCGCUGUCAAUAUUGUCGGUUAAAAAAAUGCAUUGCAGUGGGAAUGAGCCGUGAUGCGGUUCGUUUUGGUCGAGUCCCAAAACGUGAGAAAGCGAGAAUAUUAGCUGCUAUGCAGCAAAGUACACAGAAUCGUGGUCAACAACGUGCGCUUGCAGGAGAAUUAGAUGAUCAACCAAGACUUAUAGCUGCUGUGCUUCGAGCUCAUUUAGAAACUUGUGAGUUUACAAAAGAAAAAGUUUCUGCAAUGCGUCAAAGAGCAAGAGAUUGUCCAUCAUAUUCUAUGCCAACUCUAUUGGCUUGCCCUCUGAAUCCUGCCCCUGAGUUACAAUCAGAGCAAGAGUUUUCCCAACGAUUUGCCCAUGUCAUACGAGGUGUUAUAGACUUUGCCGGUAUGAUACCUGGUUUUCAACUGCUUACACAAGACGACAAAUUUACUUUGCUAAAAGCAGGCCUUUUUGAUGCGCUGUUUGUGCGUUUGAUUUGCAUGUUUGAUUCCUCUAUCAAUAGUAUUAUAUGCUUGAAUGGGCAAGUGAUGCGUCGCGAUGCAAUACAGAAUGGAGCAAAUGCACGUUUUUUAGUGGAUUCAACAUUUAACUUUGCUGAGCGAAUGAAUUCAAUGAAUUUAUCGGAUGCAGAAAUUGGACUGUUUUGUGCCAUUGUUCUUAUCACACCAGACCGGCCAGGCUUACGAAACAUCGAAUUGAUCGAAAAGAUGUACAGCCGAUUAAAAGGUUGUUUGCAAAAAGUGAUUAAUCAGAAUCGUUCUGACCAACCGGAUUUCAUGUCCAAAUUGUUGGACACCAUGCCCGAUUUGCGAACUCUUAGCACUCUUCAUACAGAGAAAUUGGUAGUGUUUCGUACAGAACAUAAAGAACUAUUACGACAACAAAUGUGGACAAUGGAUGAUGAGCAAUCAACGAAUGUUAAGAGUCCUGUAAUCAACUGGGAUGAUCCUCGUAUGGACGUCGAAGCCAAAAGUCCUCUUGGUUCAGUAUCAAGUACUGAAUCAGUAGAUUUAGAAUACACCACCACCUCCACCAAAUCAGCGCCACAGCAUCGCAUUAAUAAUAUGGAACCUCAACCAUCAGCACUAGCUUCGUCAACUCCUUUGUUAGCUGCAACACUAUCAGGUCCAUGUCCAUUACGUAACAGAGCCAAUUCUGGCUCAUCCGGCGAUUCUACCACUGAAAUUGAUAUUAUGGGCUCCCACGCACACCUUACCCAGAAUGGAUUAACAAUCACUCCAAUUGUUCGCUCACAUUCCCACCAGCAGUUGCAUCAUCAUUUGACCUCUGUCGCACCAAACAGAUAUCGAAAAUUAGAUUCACCAACUGAUUCAGGUAUCGAAUCGGGUAAUGAAAAGAAUGAUUGUGUUAUUAAAGCAGUGAGUUCUGGGGGCAGCUCCUCUUGUUCCAGCCCACGUUCUAGUGUAGAUGACGCACUCGAUUGUACAGAUACCACUGCAGCAAGCACCAGUCAAGUUACAUUAUCUGUUUCUCCCGUUCGUUCGCCUAAACUUAUCGCUCCAACAUCCACCUCAUCUUUAACUGGAUUAGCUAGUACGCCAAAUUCCCUCAAACGUCAAAUUGUCGAAGAUAUGCCAGUAUUGAAGCGCGUAUUAGAAGCACCGCCACUUUACGAUACCAAUUCACUAAUGGAUGAAGCUUACAAGCCACAUAAAAAAUUUCGAGCAUUGCGUCAUCGUGAAAUCGAAACUGCAGAGGCAGAUCCUAGUUCCACAUCUAAUAAUUCUAUGAGCACAGAAAAAAUAAUCACACCGAAAGCAGAUGCAAAUAACACGGUACAAAGUUCGCAAGUAGUAACAGCCACAAAUAGUCCACCGCCAUUUAUUCAAUCAACGAAUGCAGCUUCUACUCCAUUUGUUACUUCCCAUUGCACAGUAACAACAGCUUCAUCUCCACAUUCCCACGCUUUAACAGGAAGUACUUUAAACAUCCAUCAGCAAAGUCAGCUACAUAUGCACUUGACACGUCAAACGACUUUGAAUCAUAGUACUAAUAGUAAUGGUAACCAAAAUCAUAGUGGUAAUGUACAGCAACAACAACAAUCUUCUUUAUCUAGUACACAUUCAGUGCUUGCCAAAUCUCUUAUGGCUGAGCCGCGCAUGACUCCUGAACAAAUAAAAAGAUCUGAUAUCAUUCAAAACUAUAUUAUGCGCGACCAAGCAUCGUGUUCUGCCGGUUCAAUAAUUCCUGGCACUCCAACCCAUACCACAACACGUAGCCCAGCACCAGUCCAGCAUUUAUCUCCAAUGAACCAGACUUCCCACCAUUAUACAUCUAUUGCUUCUCCAUCUUCUGGUAAUUCUCAAACCUGCUCAAGCACCAUCUGCAGUUCAACUUCUACUACAACAAUAACAUUAACUUCGCCACCAAACGCUAUUAACCCAACUGUUUCACGAUGGCACGGUCAUUCCGUUAUAACGACAACAAGUAUCAACCACCGCCAGCAAUCUGUUUCACCAAGCAGUAAUGGAUCGUCUUCAUCAUCAUCUUCGUUAAAUGGUUGUCAAUAUUUCCAAUCUCCACACUCUACAUCUGCUGCAGUUUCUCCACCUCGCCCAUCGCCAUCAACUCUUCACUCACCCCCACGCUUACUAGAAUUGCAAGUGGACAUUUCAGACUCACAACAACCAUUGAAUUUGUCUAAAAAGUCACCAACACCACCUCCAAAUAAGUUGCAAACAUUAGUAGCGGCAGCAACUGCGGUACAAAAAUAUCCUACCGUUUCUGCCGAUGUAACUGUUACGAGUGCUAAAACUGAAAGCCCGCAAACCGUAACCACUGUGCCAGCAAAUAGUACGCAGCAAGUGCAGGUCAUGCUGGAAGCGUAAGCUUGACAUACAUGUGAGUUAGUGAAUAAGUUCGCUAUGUACUUUUAUGUAGAGAGUGCAUAUAUAAAAAGUGGGAGUGUAUCAGUAUCAAAGAUAUUUUGAGAUUAUUCGAAAGAAAAAAUAAAAUAUGCAUGGUAAUAUAUUGAGAGGAAAAUUCGGAUUUGUACCAAAACCUAAUAUUAAAAUAAAUUUAAUGCAUAGGUAUGAAAGUACGUGCACGUGAAAAAUUAAUAAGAUUAGGUAACAAAAAGAGAGAGACUGAAUACUGAUGUACAUAUAUAUAAAAAUAUGAAAUAUUUUAGAGUAUUGAUUCAAGAUGGAUAUGAUACAUAACAAGAAUGAAAUAAACCAGAAAACACAAAUAUAUACGUACAUAAAUAUAGAUGCAUAAAGAUACAUAUAUAUAUUUUCCUUAAAAAGUUGAUUGUAGCGAAAAUCGAUAAAUAUUUAUUAAUAUAAAUUGUGUGUUAUUGUGAAAAAGAACUGCAUAUGUAUCGAGCGAAGAUGUAUUUUAGAAGAGCUGUAAAAAAUUGUGACAUCAAGGAGUAAUGUGUAACAAAUAUAUUAUAGGGAGAGCGGCCAUUUGCGUUCAGUUUUCCGACUGUUUUUUUCAAAGAAAAUUUACAUUUAUGUUAUUGUUAUAAAUUUUCGUUGAACAACAAAAAUUAAAAGAUGUUUAUUAUUUAACUAUGUAUUUAACAUAUUUUGUGCGAAAUAAUUAUGAUUUUUUGUCAAAAAGUUAUGUAUUGUAACAUGGUAAACGAUUGGUAUUGAUAAUAUUGAUAAUAAUGAUGGCAAAUCCUUAAAUCCUAACGACUGUAUCUUUGAAGCACACAAAAUAAACUGUACAAAAUACAUGCAAUAUA